AUGCCAAAAACAACCUCGACAGUCCGGAAUCUUGCAAAUGUUGUCACAGCACCGCUGGUCAAUCAUGCCGGUCAUGAUCACAAGGUGGUGGUUGUCGGGGCAGGAAGUGCGGGCCUCACAAUUAGCCACCAACUUGUCCGAACGGGGAAGUUCUCAAAGAAUGACAUCGCGGUAAUCGAUCCGGCGGAAUGGCAUCAUUAUCAGCCUGGGUGGACUCUUGUUGGUGGUGGUCUGAAGAAGAAGGAAGACCUGCGCGAGGGAUUAAAGGGCUUGAUCGACCCUAAGCUGAAAUUCUACAACAGCAAGGUGGAGGCCUUCUCGCCGGAACAGAAUUCCAUCACUCUAAACAAUGGCGAUAAGCUUAACUACCAACAUCUCGUCGUUGUGCCUGGCAUCAAAGUGGAUUUCUCCAGCAUCAAGGGCUUACCCGAGGCUCUUGACGAUCCGAAGUCUCUAGUCUCCUCGAUAUACAGCUAUGAAUACUGCGACAAAGUGUUUCCCAGCAUCCGGAAACUCACAAGUGGCUCUGCGCUGUUCACUCAGCCUGCUGGAGUCGUCAAAUGUGCCGGUGCUCCUCAAAAGGCGAUGUGGCUUGCGUUGGACUAUUGGAAGCGAGCAGGACUAUACAACCCAAGCGACCCUGUCCACUCGAAGAUCGACAUGACUUUCGCAACUGGUCUUGGAGUUAUGUUUGGAGUACCCAAGUAUGCAGCCAAACUCGAGGAGCUGAGGGUCAAGAGAGGCGUGGAAGGCCUGUUCGAGUAUGACCUCGUGAGCGUCGACGGCAAUGUGGCCACUUUCUCCGUCCGUGGCGAUAAAAAUCAACUCGUCAAGAAGCGAUUUGACUUUUUGCAUGCCGUCCCCAAAAUGGGCCCGCACGCUUUUGUCAGGAACAGCCCUCUAGCUAACGCCGCCGGCUUCGUGGAUGUCGACGACGCCACCACCCGGCACAAGAAAUACCACAACGUCUGGUCAGUCGGAGACGCUUCUAGUCUCCCCACAUCCAAGACAAUUGCAGCUAUUACAUCUCAGGCACCUGUGCUGGUCGAGAACCUCAUGCUAUGUUUGCAAGACAAGGCGCCAUCGGCAGACUACGACGGCUAUACAUCCUGCCCGCUUGUGACCGAGUAUGGCAAGGUUCUCCUAGCCGAAUUCAAAUACGGAGGCGAGCCAAAGGAGACGUUCAAAGGCUGGUUUGGAAUCGACCAGGCCACCCCUCGCCGUGCAUUCUAUCAUUUGAAGAAGGACUUCUUUCCUUGGGUUUAUUCGAAAUCCAUGAUCAAGGGCACCUGGGGCGGACCACGGGGCUGGAUCAGAUGA
This is a messenger RNA of Exophiala aquamarina CBS 119918, 1320 nucleotides long. RefSeq lists its product as uncharacterized. The record is from RefSeq and is a predicted model, not a curated record. Gene Ontology annotation, molecular function: sulfide:quinone oxidoreductase activity; FAD binding. Lineage: Eukaryota; Fungi; Ascomycota; Eurotiomycetes; Chaetothyriales; Herpotrichiellaceae. The transcript has a single exon. Gene Ontology annotation, cellular component: mitochondrion. The coding region runs from base 1 to 1320 and encodes 439 amino acids.